GCUUAUUGCCUGGCAUGACACAGGCACAGCGCACGCCACAGCUAGCGAUCCCGCGUCGUCGUCCUGGCUUCCUCCCUAUAAAAGGAUCCGGCCGGAGACGCAGCCACGCUCAAGAGUCAAGAUACAUCAGAGUAGCUCAUUGCAUAGUUUCAGUGUGUAAUUAUAUAUUUGUCUCCUCUAGUGCAGUACUAGAGUCUAGUCUAGCUAGUUUAGAUUGAGUCUGCUUGUUCAUCUAGCGCGUGUUUUGGGGUAGGUAGCUAGCUAGCUAGACACGCGCACCCGGACAAACGCACGCAGCAGACACCAAGCAGGAAUCAUCGGCGGCAGGCGGAGGGAUGGGGCUGAGGGAGAUUGAGUCGACAUUGCCGCCGGGGUUCAGGUUCUAUCCCAGCGACGAGGAGCUGGUAUGCCAUUACCUCUACAGGAAGGUGGCCAACGAGCGCUCCGUGCAGGGGACGCUGGUGGAGGUCGACCUGCACGCGCGGGAACCAUGGGAGCUUCCAGACGCGGCCAAGCUGACGGCGAGCGAGUGGUACUUCUUCAGCUUCAGGGACCGCAAGUACGCGACCGGGCCGCGCACGAACCGCGCCACCAAGACGGGCUACUGGAAGGCCACCGGCAAGGACCGCGAGGUGCGCGACCCGGCCGCCCGCGCCGUCGUCGUCGGCAUGCGGAAGACGCUCGUCUUCUACCAGGGCCGUGCCCCCAGCGGCGUCAAGUCAUGCUGGGUCAUGCACGAGUUCCGCCUCGACUCGCCGCGUACGACGACGACGCCACCGAAGGAGGACUGGGUGCUGUGCAGGGUGUUCCAGAAGCGGAAAGUCGACGGCAGCGAGCAAGACAACGGCGUCUCCCCCUCGCCGCCGGUCUUUGCCGGCGCAUCGCAGUCGCAGGGGGUCGUCCUGCCGCCGGACCAGCCCUGCGUGGUGGACGCGUACGUCGUGGUAGACCAGCCGGGCUCUUCUUCCGUCGGACUCGCGCCGCCGCAGGAGAACCUCGGUAGCGGCCUGGACGCGUUGCUGACGAACGGAGCGAUGUGGCAGUACACCUCGUCGGUCUUCGGUCACUUGUUGCCGCAGGAGGCGACCAGCUCCCCGCCGGUGAUGGACCUAGGCUCCAGGGGAGGAGAAGGAGGAGACUACGGGUGCAGCUUCUUCUACGACAGCAGCUUCGAGGACAUGGCCAACAUCGGGUUCCGACAAGGGUGGAUGGGCUGAUCCAGGACCAGGAAGCACACGUACGUGCGUGCAGUCAUGCGAUAUGGAAUGUGCAUUUGUGAAGGAAGUGAUUGAAUUAAUUGAUUCCAUUAGUAGUAGCACCCUCUAGUGUUGUACAGUAGGUACGUAUAUAGUGUGAGAUUAGAUUAUUAUUGGGAAUUGUUAGAGUG
This is a messenger RNA of Zea mays, 1387 nucleotides long. RefSeq lists its product as uncharacterized. The coding region runs from base 336 to 1217 and encodes 293 amino acids. Lineage: Eukaryota; Viridiplantae; Streptophyta; Magnoliopsida; Poales; Poaceae. Gene Ontology annotation, biological process: regulation of DNA-templated transcription. The transcript has 2 exons. Gene Ontology annotation, molecular function: DNA binding. The record is from RefSeq and is marked provisional.